AUCGGCAGGCCCAGUGUGUCGUUCGCACUUCCAACAGUCGCAGGUCGCAGCCGCGUAGUGCAUAUAUACACGAUGAUAUCGUCGUAGACUAAAUAAGGCGGCAGUGACAUUGCCGGAGGCGAAGGUAUCUCCAAUUCGAACCACCCAUUAACCAAUUGUGAGUCAUUGUCAUAUCCAGUGCCCAACCAUGCUUGUUAGUGAGAAUUCCAUACAGGAAUCUUACUAUGGCAUUCUAUCAGUAAGAGAAGAUGCAAAUUAUGAAGAAAUACGGGCAAGCUAUCGAUCUGCCAUCCUUAAUUUUCAUCCUGAUAAACUACAACAGAAUUAUGAUAAAUGUGACCCUAGCCAUGAUACUGGAGAUAAAUUUCUGAAGGUACAGAAGGCCUGGGAAGUCCUAAGCAAUUCAGUUUCGCGUGCAGUCUAUGAUAAUGAGUUGCAAGCUUCAAGAGAAGAAAAUGAAGUCGCAGAAGAUAUAGAUUUACAAGAUAUGUUGGUUGAAGUUACUGGAGAAGUUUUGGAACUCUUUUACCCAUGUCGAUGUGGUGAUUAUUUUAAUAUUGAUUCUUUUGAGUUAGGUAAAAUGGGAUAUACGUUGUUGCAGGAUGGGAGUAGUGUUUCAUUUCAGGCUACAGAUGCUUUACCAGCAUCACUUGUUCUUCCAUGUGGUUCUUGUUCUCUGCAAGUUCGUCUGCUGAUCGAUGUGGAUAUAGAGGUUCCAACAGAUGAUAAGCCAUGAUUAAACAUGAUUGUGCAAUUCACAUUAUUGAUAUGUAACUGCCACCAUAUGCUAAUCAAACGAGGUUAUGAAAUUUGGCAACCUCUUUGAUUUGUAUUGCUUCUGAUUGUAGUCUGAUUUGAUAAUUUGCAUUACAUUUUUCUCUGUGCAAA
Messenger RNA from Tripterygium wilfordii, 888 nucleotides. RefSeq names its product DPH4 homolog. Gene Ontology annotation, biological process: tRNA wobble uridine modification; protein histidyl modification to diphthamide. Gene Ontology annotation, cellular component: nucleus; cytosol. Lineage: Eukaryota; Viridiplantae; Streptophyta; Magnoliopsida; Celastrales; Celastraceae. Gene Ontology annotation, molecular function: metal ion binding. Bases 188 to 736 code for a protein of 182 amino acids. The transcript has 2 exons. The record is from RefSeq and is a predicted model, not a curated record.